UACAGACUCACGGUGAAACAGCCCACCAGUGGAUGUGGGCCUUUUGCAGCUCAGUGGGAGGAGCGUUCAGACGGGGAUUAGUGCGCUGGCACCUCUGCGUGCGCUCCGGGACCAGGUCAAGUAUCUUGGUUACUCAUUUAGGACCGUACUGGUCUGGAAGAGGAGGAAAACGAUGGAGCUGUGACCGAGACGGAGUGUGUUUUUAAUCCCUGAGAGGACAUACCGAGUGUGUGUUCGUGUGUUUGUGGUUCAACCUGCUGCUCGACGCCGCUCAAACUACACUGCUGUGCGCUCUUUCCGUCCAAGCGGAGGAUCCGUCUGACGGUUAUUUUGAGCAAGUAGAGCAGUGUCUGUGGAGCGACCGUGGGCUCUCCCUCUGUGUGACGUGACAGCAGGACAAGAAUGAGGUCCUUGUCUGCGAUCCGUCCCUGUUGAAGAUGGUUCAGCAAAGGUCCUCUGUCAUUAUCCUUCCUCCUGUGGUUAUGGUUGCACCCAGUAAGCAGUCAGGAACGUCCUCCUUCUCCUGUCUAUGACAUGGUUUAAUCCACAUAUGAUCCGGUCACCAUGAUGGCCUCCAUGGUUGCCAGUGGAAACCAAGAUGGGCAGUCUCUGGUCUUGAAAGGGGUGGAUCCAGAGACCUGCAUGAUUGUGUUCAAGAACCACUGGGCUCAGGUGGUGAAGAUCCUAGAAAAGCAUGAUCCCCUGCGAAGCAGCUCCACCCUACCCUCCCUCAGUGUCAUCAACCUCAGCGCUGGCUCCAGUGGAGGCCCACGUUUCUACCCGAUACCCGGAGACGAGGCAAACGCGGUACAGAACUAUGUGGAGCACAUGCUGUUCCUGCUGAUGGAGGAGAAGAGCGGUCAGGCCGGCGCUAUGGGCCCCAUACUGGAGUUUGUGGUGAUGGAGAAUGUGAUGGAGCGUCUCUUUGUGUGGAGCCUCCGCAGGGAGUUCACAGAUGACAUGAAGCUGGAGCAGCUAAAGAUGUAUGAGAUGCUGGUGGGCCAGGCGCACCAGCCUCUGCUGCAUCACAAGCCCAUCCUGCGGCCGCUCAUGAUGCUGCUGUCGUCCUGUUCGGGUACCACAGCGCCACAGGUCGAGGCCGAGCUGGUGCUCCUGUUAAACCAGCUGUGCUGCGUUCUGGCAAAGGACCCUUCAGUUUUGGAACUGUUUUUCCACACCAGCGAGGAUCAGGGAGCCACCAACUUCCUCAUCUUCUCCCUGCUCAUCCCCUUCAUCCACAGGGAAGGCACAGUGGGCCAGCAAGCCAGAGACGCGUUGCUGCUCAUUAUGUCGUUGUCCGCUGAGAACGAGCGAGUGGCCAAACACAUCGCAGAGACUACCUACUUCUGUCCGGUGCUGGCCACAGGGCUGAGCGGCCUGUACUCCAGUCUGCCCACGAAGCUGGAGGUUCCCAAUGAGGAGUGGCACUGCCUGCACAAAGAGGACUGGCUCCAGAUGCCGGCCCUCGUCCAGUUUCUCAACUCGCUGGAGUUCUGCAACGCUGUAAUUCAGGUGGCCCACCCUGAUAUCAGAGACCAGCUAGUUGGAUACAUCUACAACGGAUUCCUCGUGCCUGUCCUAGCACCAGCUCUCCACAAGCUGACCUUAGAGGAGGUAAUGACCACCACGGCGUACCUCGACCUCUUCCUGAGGAGUGUAACUGAGCCGGCCCUGCUGCAGACUUUCCUCUCCUUCAUCCUCCUCCACCAACAUGAGGGCGUCCACAUUUUAGAUACUCUGGUCAGCCGCAUCAACACUCCUUUUCAGCUAGGCACUGUGUCUCUGGCACUUUUCCGCACUCUCAUUGGCUUGUACUGUGAAGAUGUGAUGCUGCAGCUCAUAUUGAGGUACCUGAUCCCCUGUAAUCACAUGAUGUUGAGUCAGAGACGUGUGGUGAGGGAGAGGGACUGCUACUCGGUGUCAGCAUCCAAGAUCCUGGCAUUAACGCCGUCCUGCUGCUCUCCUGAUCACAGCCCCCCGCCCCUCCGACAGUUGGACUCCAUCCUCUUUUCCAAGGGUGCAGAGGCUCCCAGCAGCAGCAGUGCCACGGAGAAAAACGGAGGCUUCUCUGAAGGGGAUGAUGGCUCAGGUAACUCCUGCACAAUCGGCUCGGAAAUCUACCUGGAUGUCAGUUAUCUCCAUUACCUCUACGACGCCCGUCUGAGCAUCAGCAGCUGCCUACGGGCCUGCCAGGUUUGGUCAGCCCCGUACGACGGCGAGGACCCGCCGCCUGAGAAAUAUCAGCCCGGCAUCCUUGAAGAACCAGGGCUGAAGAGUCGGCAAACACAGAUGGCUCUCAAGAGAGUUCCUCAGCCUCCAGUGCCGUGUCCUCCAACCUGCUCCCAGUCAAAUACAGAACAGCCAUCCAACAACCAGCUGGAGCUGGAGUGGGAUGAUAGUUACGAUGCGUGCCCGGUUCAGACUGCUGAGGCUCCUACAGAGAGUAAACCUUCACUGGAGCCACCUGCUGAGCCCCCAAAGCACAUCCAGGAGAUGAGGAAAACAGCCAUCAUGUUGGUAAAAGGCUCAUAUAUUGAGGAAAAUGAGUUCCAGGAUGACGCCAUGGUUUACGAUCUUGUCGCCAAGAAAGAUGCCCAAGAUGUCAAGCACGGCAAGCUCAAAUCCAGCGGAUCUGAAUCAGAAGAAACCCAACCAGGCUCAACAGAAGUUCCACUAAAAAACGGACUGAAUCUAACACUUCCAAUCUCUCUGAAGGCUGAUAACAGCAAGAAUAACUCGGACUCAAAGGCCAAAGGUCACACAGAUUGUAACUCCAACCUCCAAAACAACACUGCUCAUGAGGUUGGCGGUGACCUUUUGGCUCAGUAUGAGGAGCUCAUUCGUACUUGGGACACUGCAGCAGGUGGAAAACAGGUCAAAACUGAUGGAGAGUUGAAGAAGCCUGUCACACCUGUGGCGGAGGAGGUGGAGGAGGAAGACAUGGAUUUCACCUCCUUCUCUGCUGAAACACCAGAGCCAGAGAAAUUGCAUUCACCAUUUGGGAAGUUUUUCAGUGGAAGUGCAGGUAGAAGUCAUUCAGUGCCUUUUACAGGUCCAUUUGUCAGUGUGCUGUUGUCUCGUAUGGAGAACAUGCUGUCCAACUCGCUUCAUGUCAACUUGUUGUUGACGGGCAUCCUGGCCCAGUUGGCAGCCUACCCUCAGCCUCUCCUGCGCUCAUUCCUCCUCAACACCAACUUGGUCUUUCAGCCAAGUGUUCGCUCCCUUUACCAGGUACUGGCCACUGUCAAGAUCCAGAUUGAAGCGGUGGCUGCCACCAGAAAAGACUUUCCCGAGAUGAUCACUGCAGCCCAACACUGGCUGCUGGCCAGGGAGACUUUGUCCAUGGCUGCUGACAAAAGCAGCAGCAGACUGUCCACCCACGGCGAGACUGGAAGGCUCUUGAAGAGUUCGCCACCACCUAAACCUAAAGCCAUCUCUCUGGAUCGGACAGAAGUCUUCGCUACCGUCCUCUUCACCGAGUUCCUCAAGGAACUGGCUGCCAUUGCACAAGAGCACUCCAUCUUAUCAUACAUUCCUAUGGAAGAGUGAUCUUGUCCCAGUAGGCCUCCAUGACGAGUCCAACUUAACUUUUAAAGAUAUUAAGACUUAAUUUUACAAUGGUUUUCUAUUUUUGGUCAUUUUCUGACACUACUUGAUGAAGAAAACCUUAGAUCAAGUGAUUUAUGCAACUAUUUAAAAAAAAACAAAAAAAAAACAUGAUAGCAUAUUUAUUUUCCAAGCAAAGAUAAUCAAUUUCAUGUGCUUUUCAGUUUCAUCUUAGUGUUUCUGUAAAAUGGGUUUGGCAGCCAGGAAGGAGGUCCAGACUUUCAGCUAAAACUUAACCUGUUCACUGAAGCCUCCACUGGCUAAUAAUGUUCAUAUGAGUGAGCUCCAGGUCCACCAACCAAAGACUGUAAAGUGAUGAUUUUAACAAAAACAGCAUUCUUUAGCAAUCAGCCCUUAUCUGAACUUCAGGGUCCUGCCUUCUUUUUGAAUGUCUUCUAGAACCAGCUCCAGAUGUCCACUUCUCCUUGUGGUCCUGUUAAAUACUCAGGUGGCCUUUCCAGAUAGCUGUUGCCUCUCUUUUCUAUUGGAUCACACGCACACACCGUGACCACGUGGAGCCUCUGCUGCUUUGAGAGGACGGGGCGUUUAGAUUAGCAGCAAAUGUCGUUUGAAGUUAACUGUUGUAGCUGAUUGGCAGAAGGGCUGGCAUAAUCACUCUGAUCUUUUAUUCUCUGUUCUUAUGCAAAUGUUACAUGACUAGAUUUUUUUUGGGCAAAACAAGUUGUCCGCUUUUGCCUUUAAACUUUACAACGAGGGGUUUCCACAAAAUCUCUGUGUUAGAUGUACAUUGCUUUUUCUUUUCAUUUGUGACGGUACCUCAGGAGAUUUUUAAUGCACGUUCUGUUCUUAAAUGGUCUUUGGUUUGAGCAUUUUUCCUCCAGUGCACUGGUUUCUCACAAUAAUGGGCUCCACCUGUUCUCCAAAUCAGAGCACCAAAACCAGAAUGCUAUAUUUAAUUUGCCUUACUUUAGUGUUGCUUUGUAAUGUACAUAUCAUAAGAAACAUGUUCUAAUGACAUAGAACACUAUGCAAAUCAACAAUAUUUUGGGUAUGAUUAACUUUUUCAGACUGGGAAGGGGUAUUUAAGCUUUUGAGAGUUUCUAUUGCCAUUUUUUUUUUUCAACAUGGUUAUACUAGAAGUUAGCUGUUAUAGUUUGUCAUCAUCUUACAUUUAGGGAUUGCAUAUGGUGUUGUAUUUAGUUGUGAUGAGUGUGUUCAAGUUUUGCAUCUGUUGAAAACCAUCUCGGAUUGUAACGGUUACCGAGGGCAAACUGCUGGAAAUCGCCUUUGUUUUAGUCCAGGUGUUGCACAUUGUUGUUAGAAUGAGAUAAUGUAAGAGAAGUAUUUUGUUACAGAGCAUGCGCCUACUGUCUAAAUGAAUUUACCAGAACAGAAAUACUUAAAAAUAGGUGCCUGAAUUAUGAUUGUAGUUCACAUCCUUGCCUGAUUUUGAAUGGAUUUACUCAGGAGUAACACAAAAUGUCACAGUUUAAGCUUAAAAGUUGUAGUGACUUAAAGAAAAUGCUAAGUUGAAGAUGUCCAUUCUCAAAGCAUAAAGGAAAGGCCGUAGGGACUGAAUCCAUUGUUUCAUCCCUUUAUUUCUGAUAUGUUCUGUUUCACACUAAUUUAACUUCACAGAAGACACCAGCACUGCUUUCAAAAAGAAUGCGUUUCUUGGUAAAACUCAAAUUUCACCACCAUUUACAACUCAGAUGAUGAAGAUGCAGAACAUUUUUUUAAAAAACUGUUGUACAAGUUUUAUUAGAUUCUGAAUUUUAUAUUGAAAAAUGUCAGAAAUGGUUAGAGCUCUUUAUGCAGAACUGAUGUUUUUUCGGUAACAAAAACAUUCUGAUCCAGACUGACAUAAUGGACUGUGAAACUAUGCUAGGUUAAAUAAUGUCAUCAUCUCAUAAAUCCAGCUAAUAGACAAAGAAUUCAGUCAACAAAUUAUGCAGUAGGAUCUGUUUGUACUUUUAACAAAAAAAGAGUCUUGGAAAUGUAUAUUUGUAUCAGUCAAAGCCACUUGUUGAAUAUGUCUCUUUCUGGUACAGGAAUGUUUCAGAGCACUUUAUCAGCCUUCUCAUAUUGCAGUGACCCUCUGCACUGCUGACACAGACCCUGAACCAGCACAGAUUCAGUCUCUGUAACAUACCUAGCCCAGUAUAACAUCACUGUUUCAGCAAUAUUGCGGCAUAAAGGCAGGUAUUAUAACCAAAAUUACCAACCAACUGUCUCAGUUUCUUAAUCAAAAGAUUCAUCUUCUCCUGACACUGUGUGGCCUCAGUUUUCUGUUCAAGAUGUGAUCAGGUUUCUGUUUGUCGCUGAUGUCGGAGACUCAAAGGCAUGUUUUUUUUUUAAUAAAGAAAACUUCUAGUAAAUGAAA
Messenger RNA from Scatophagus argus, 5950 nucleotides. It is a transcript of the gene fhip1aa, whose product is annotated as FHF complex subunit HOOK interacting protein 1Aa. The record is from RefSeq and is a predicted model, not a curated record. The transcript has 14 exons. The coding region runs from base 565 to 3549 and encodes 994 amino acids. NCBI's taxonomy places the organism in Eukaryota, Metazoa, Chordata, Actinopteri, Scatophagidae.